Lactuca virosa is the source of this 872-nucleotide messenger RNA. The record is from the annotation of a GenBank genome assembly. Lineage: Eukaryota; Viridiplantae; Streptophyta; Magnoliopsida; Asterales; Asteraceae.
AUGGAGCUCCAUUUGAGGAAUCUAACCAGAGCAUUAAUUAUCAGAUUGUUGAUAGGCCAAGUCAAAGUCACCAGAGAUUAUAUACAGCCACAAUGGGUCUUUGAUUGCAUAAAUGCACGAAUUAUACUACCAACCGAAGAGUAUAUUGUUGGGAAGGUUCUUCCACCACAUUUGUCUCCAUUUGUUGACAAUGAAGUAGAAGGGUAUGUACCCGAGUAUGCAAAGACCAUUAAAAGGCAUCAAGCUGCUGCUAGAAAAGAGAUCCUCCCAAUGCCAGGUGGCGAACAAGAUGAUCUUAAUAAUGCCCAAAAUCUACUUGCUGAAGGCAUCAUUGAUCGCACUAAAGCCAAAGAAGCCGCGGAAAGAAAAAGAAAGAUGGCGAUGCUUCAAGAGGAGUAUCAUCAGGAACUAAAAAAGGAACUGGAAGGGACAACACAACAUGCACCCACUACACCUAAAGAGAGCAAGAAGAAGAAUAAGAAUGUUGAUGAUGAAGAAACGGAAGAUGAUGAAAAUCUGCAGCAGUUUGCUGAUGAUAAUGACAACAUGUCAAAGGUUGCCAUGUCACGUAAAAAGAGGAGACUUUAUGAAGCCAUGAAGAUUUCGCAAGAAAGGAAAAAGGCAAGUGUGGAUACUCUCAAGACAAGGAAGAAAAAUAUUUAAAACUCCAAGAAAACAACAUCUGACUGAAGCUGAUUUAGAGAUUCAAGGUCCUUCCCUGCGUUUUUAUAAUCAAAGCAAUGAAUUAAAUUUUGUAGGUAUAGGCUUUUUUUUACUUGUUUUUAUAACGGUGGAUUUUUUUCUCAAAAUUUGGUUUGUUUCUGGAUCUGAUGAUAUUCUUACUAAAUCACAUAUGGUAUGACAGUGAAUUU